Microplitis demolitor is the source of this 6210-nucleotide messenger RNA. RefSeq lists its product as uncharacterized. Bases 239 to 5842 code for a protein of 1867 amino acids. Gene Ontology annotation, molecular function: protein binding. The record is from RefSeq and is a predicted model, not a curated record. The transcript is spliced from 5 exons. NCBI's taxonomy places the organism in Eukaryota, Metazoa, Arthropoda, Insecta, Hymenoptera, Braconidae.
UGCUCUGAAUUGAUGGUUGAUGCUGCUUCCACUGAAACUGCUGAUGGGAUAAAAAAUAAUUCCAAGGACGGAAGGAAAUUUUGACGAAUAAAGUGUGUGCAAGAAUAUAAUAAUAUUUAUUUGUAUUAGUGUGAUAUCUGCGACAAUAUACAUAUGUAACUAGUUUAAAUGUCAUUGGUUAGUACAGUCAGUAAAAUAAUCUCAUGUUUCGCAGAACAAUAGAUAACCACAACAGGUCAUGGCAUAUGUCAAUGUUGCAGAAUGGAAAACUGUACAAGUUUGCGAAUGGUUGAAAGGUCUGGACAAUUCGGUGCUUCCUUAUGUUCACAGUUUUACAAAUAAUAAAGUUAAUGGACAACAAUUGUUAAAUUUGAGGCCGGAAGAUUUAGAACAGUUGGGAGUAAUUAAAUUAGGACAUCAGGAAAUAAUUAUUGAGGCUGUUGAGUACCUGAGAAAUUUUCAUUAUGAAUUGGAUCGGGAAAAUUUACAAUUAUUGGCAUUACGUCUCUCCUGUCAAGCUCACAGUUUACACAAUGAGUUAUUUCGGCAAACGGAUUCAAAACCACUUAAAACACAAACAUUAUCUGAUGUUGUGGGUGUUAUGAAAACAGUUAAACCAUUGGUCAGAUGGUUAGAUCGUUCGCCAUUUAGUGGACAAUUGGAGUAUAAUGAUAAAAAAAGUAAAUUAUUAAAACUGUCAAUUGAAAUAGCAACAUGUGCUCAAAGAGAUAGAUUUGCUGAAAAACCAAUUGAAGAAAUAAAAAAUUCAUGUGGUGAAUUGGCUAAACUUGCUGAUUACAUUAUACAAGAUAUGACUGAUCCGAUGAUUUUACAACCAGCAAGCUUAGAUUUGGCAACAUUAAAAAAAAGACCCGGUGAUGAAUUGGGAUUUUAUAUUUUACCAUCAUUUCAUGGUUCUCAUCAGAUUGCUGAAAUAAAAUUUAGCUCUCCAGCUCAUCAAUGUGGUAAAAUGGAAGACGGAGAUGAAAUUGUUCAAGUUAAUUAUCAAACAGUUGUUGGCUGGGAAAGAAAAAAUGUUGUUGAAUUGUUUAAUGAAAGUCCUGCUGAAGUUUUAUUGACAUUAAAACGCCGUCCAAGACACACUAAAGUUUAUGGCCAAAUUUAUAUAAAACCUUAUCGAUUACCAAGUAAUAAAAAAACAUGUUAUACUACAAGAUGGCAACAUAAUCUUCCAUCACCACGGCCAGAAUUACUCACUAUACCAGAUUUUUCAAUGCCAUUACCAAGAAAUGAUGCUGCACCAAAAGAUCCAAGUCCAGAGCCCAAAAAUAUAAUUAAUACAGCCAGUAUGUUAGAUACUAUGGCAACAGACAGCAGUGAAUCGGACAGUGAGGUCGAGCCAGCGUUAUCAACUCGUCUGUACGCGUCUAAACCACGAAGUUUAGUACAGCGUCGGGCAACAAUAACAGGAGCAAGUCCAACAACAAAGCAUGCUGUUGAUAUUGAAUUAUUCUGGAGAGAAUUAAAACAAGAACACAAUACGACAUUUCAACUCCGUGAUAAAGCUGCAUCCUGCGCCCACGGACUUGAUAGUGUACCAACUUCGAACUUGCGACCACAAACAUGCUUAGGCAUUGAACCUACUAAACGCAAAAAAAAAUAUGAUGAAACAAAUGAUGAUAAUAAAAAAAUACAAUUGCCCAAAAAAUUAUGCUCAAAUGAAAGUGAUCCAUUAACUACAACAGCAAAUAAUUUUAAUAAUAAUAGUGAUAUUAAUGUGCCUUGGAAACCAUCCAAAGAGAUUAGUACUAGUAAUACUAGUAGUACUAGUAGCAGUAGUAGUAAUAGUAAUAACUAUAAUAAUAUUAUUAAAGAUUUAAAAAUAUUAACAAUCAAUAAUAAUGACUCGGAUAGCCAUAAUAAUAAAAAUUACAGUAAUCUGGUUGACACGACGACAAAUGCAACAAUUACAACAAUAACAACCACUACUACAACAACUUCCUGUAGUGAUAUUUCUGUUGAUGAUUCAACUACUUUUAGUUGUUCUACUUUAAAUAAGACUGAUCCGAUAAAUUUGUCUGAACAACUUUUAUCGGAUACCGAUUGGGAAAAGGAAAAUUUACAAAAUAUUACAAAUAAUAAAAUGGAUAGUAUUGAUAAUGAUAAUGAAACAAUAAAUGAUGAAAAUUUAAAUAAUGAAUCACGGGCAAAAAUAACUACUCCAACUUCUAGCUUAAAUGACAAUACAAUUGAUUGUGAAAAUAAUAAUAAUAAUAAUAAUAAUAAUAAUAAUAAUAAAUUUGUGCCUAUAGAAAAUAAUAAUAAUAAUAAUAAUGAUAGUGAUUAUGAAUUAUCAGCUAAUAAUAAUUCAAAUGGUAAAGUGAUGGAAUCAAUUAUUAAAUUAUCAGAUAAUUGUAAUAUAAGCCGUGAAAGUAGUCAAGAUAAAUCAGAAUCAGCCAGUAGUUAUUUGGAAGAAGGUAUUUACAGUAGCAAUAGCAGUCACAGCAGUAAUAACGAUAGCAAAACUUUAAAAUCAAAUUUUGAAGAUGAGUCUAUUUGUUUUAUUAAAUCUGACAAAGUUAUUGCUGAAGCUGAAACUGAAUCAUUAAAAAAUAAUGAUACGGACCAAUUAGCAAGUAUACAAGUGCCUUUGAAAUCUUCGUCAUCUAAUACUACAUUAAAUUAUAAAGUAACAGAAGAUUUGGAAAGUAAUAUUAUUAACAAAGUACGACAAACUCCACCUGAACCACCGCCCAGAAAAUAUUUCAAUAAAAUUUCACCAUCAAAUUCAAAUUUUAUUUCUUAUAAUACAUCUCAAGUAAAUAUAAUAAAACCUAAAGUUCCUGACAGACCAGAUAUUAAACGUGAUUGUUUUAAUUCUGAAACAAAUUUUUUACCUCAUACUUAUAAUAAGCAGCGAAGAGACUGCGCUACCUAUGAAGGCUACCGUAAUUUUGCUGAGAAAUCAACUGACUUUAUUGAUACUGAAUUAAGUACAGCAUCUGAAUCUAGUACUAAUAAUUCACAAGUUUAUGAUAAAAGUUAUAAACAAGAUAAAUUUAAUUAUGAAAAAUAUCAAUUAUUUUCGGAUAAAUUUUCAAAUUCAAGUUUAUCAGAUAUAAAUAAUAUACAUAGAGUUGAAUCAGUUGCAACAGCAACUGUUGAUUUACCAGAUGGUGCAACAUGUUCACAUCAUGGUCAAUUUUUUGAUAAUUCUAAAACUCGUACUCUCGAGAAAGAUAAAAAUAAUGAAAAAGGUGUCGUUAAUAGAGCUAUGAUGGUAGCAAGAAGUAUUGGCUUACACAGUGGGUCUAAAAUUUGUUCUUCAAGUCCAAAAAGUAGCCGAAAACGUAAUAUACUACUUGCUAAAAGAAGAAAUGUAUCAGUAAAAGAUAUUGGCAUUGGAGAUUUAGAAGGAUGGCUUACUUAUAGAAGUAGAGGUGCUGGUGGUGCUUGGGCAAGAUCUUGGUUCAUUCUUAAAGGAUCAUCACUUUAUAGAUUCAAAAAUCAAGAUAGUCUUAAAUCUGAUUGUCUUAUAGUAUUAAAUGGUUUUACAGCAUCACAAGCAUCUGAAGUUAAAUCAAGAAAAUAUUCAUUUAAAGUUUAUCACACUGGAACAGUUUUUUAUUUUGCCGCUGAUACUGAUGAUUAUUUAUCAUUGUGGCUUGACUCAAUAAAUAGAGCAACUCUAGGUGCUGAUACACACAAUCGUACCAGUGGAUUGUUCAGUGAAACAGAUGAAAGUGAUACUGAAAGUAAAAUUAAAACAAAGGAUACAUCAUUACCUCUAGACCAUAGCAAAAUACAUUUUGGGUCAUUGAAAAAAAUUGGACGAAAAGAUUCAAAUAGUAGCAAUAAAAAUAACAAUAAUAAUCAGGAAGCAAGUGGUGCAAGUUUAGAUAGAAAAUACUUAAGAUUUUUAGGUGCAAGAACUCAAAAUUUACCAGUACCGACAGCUCAAUUUAGAAGUUAUAGAAGAGUAUUGCCGUCAUCAACACCGAAUAAAAAGCAACAACAACCUGCACAGAGUUGCUUAGACUCUCGAGUUACUGUCGCUGGUAGUAGUACAUUUUAUGGUUUAUCUUGUUCACAGAGUCCUGUUAAUGUACCAAAUACUCCCAGCAGUAGUAAUAACAGCAGUUACUGUCAAGAUAUGGGUGAUUAUCGUCAAACAUCUGAAAGAUCAUAUUUAACUUCAACUCGAAGUAGACCAGAUGAUCUUAGAGGUUUUGUCACUCUCGAAGAAUUUAUGCUCUCACAUCAAAAUGAAAAUAAUCAUCAUUUAUCCAAUAACAAUAAUAAUAAUAGAUCAACAUCUCCAAGAUCUAUUUCUUCUACUCAUGAUUAUCUUAAUCAUCAUAGUAAUGGACAAAGUUAUGGUUUCAGUAGUAAUGGAUUUGCUACCAACGGAAUGAUUUACGGACAUCCAAGAAAUGGACACGAGUCCCCAGUUAAUGCCAGUAGACAUUGUCAAAAUUAUACAACACAUACCUCUGAUGAAAAAUCAAUACCUGAGCAUCAAGUAGACAUUAAUAACGGAGCACGAUUUUCACAUGAUGUAAAUAAUUUAACUUCAAGUGAUGAAUAUUCUUUACGACCCUCACCAUUACCACGAAAAUUAAAUGAAUUUAUGUCAAAUUCUAGUACCAAUGCCAGCUGUAAAAUUGACAAAAAAAUACAACAAGAAAAUGUUGUUUACUAUCCAAAUAAAUCAAAUGAUUCUCCUUCAUUUUAUGGUCGUAAAAAUAAUAAUAAUAAUAAAUCAUCUGAAUCGGGUUAUUCACGAGAUUUAAACACUACUGCAAUGUCAAAAACAGCUCGUUCUCAUAAUGACAAUAGUUCAAGUACACCAGAAAAUUUAAUUAAAAAAAAAUUUAGUUCACUAAAUAGAAACAAUGAUUCGUCAUCAAAUACUUCUCAGCCAGUAUCAAGAGUAUUUUUAAGAGAUAAUAAUAAUAGUUGUUAUUCAGGAUCAAGUGGAGAUUUAAGUUACUGUACUCCGUCAUCAGAAACAUUUGAACGAGUUAGAAAAGAAACAUCAGUCAGUAGAAAAGCAAGUUUUAAUUUAAAUGAUAAACGGCAUGAUAAUUAUUCUCCUUCUUCUUUUUGUUCUGAUAAAUAUUGGUUGGUAGAUUCAUUAAAACGUUCCGAUAGUAACAAAAAAACAACAACAAGCGCUAGUGAAAUAUCUCGUUUGAAAAAUGUUGCACAAUAUCAACCACCGCCUAUUCCUACAUCUCCGUUUGAACAGGAUGGUAUGAAAGCUGCAUUUGAAAUGCAUCUUGAUAAAGAGCAUGUACAAAAAGCAACCAGUACCAGCAGACUAAAAAGUUUUUUUGGCAGUAAAAAUUUACAAAAACCUACAACACUUGACGUAUCUAAAGAGCCACAAAAAACUCUAUUGGGAUCACCAAGACUUCACAGGGCAUUAUUUCGUGACAAAAAUACAAAUCAUCGACAAAUGAUUAGUAAAUUACACGGUUCUAAUUCUGGUCACGGUGAUUGCGCUCAAGGAUUCAGUUACAAUGGACAAUCUUACAAUCAUCAAAGUAUUAAUUCAGCUAGCUCAAUUAAUGAUUGGAGACCUGAUACACCAACAAGUUGCUAUAAUACAGAAGAGUGUUCUUCAAAUCAUCUAUUGUGUCAAAAACUUUCGUCAAACACCAGCAGUAGUGAUGUUAAUUCAACAGUAAUUUUACCACCAGUAUUGCCUUACAUCCCACCGCCAACUUCACCGCCUCCACCUGAUGAUUAUCCUGGACUUGAAUAUCCGCCAGUAUUUGAACCCGGCACUUAUACUUUAUCAGAUGCAUCUUUGCUCCGAACUCGAAGUAAUAAAAGUCGUCGGGGUAGUAAUCAACAUCCAAAAGAGUCAUUUUAAUUAUAUAAUAGCAAUAAUAAUGCUAAAAGUUAUUCACUGAAAGUAUUAUUUAAGCAAUAAUAUUAAUUCUAUUAAAAUAACUGUUAAAUAACAUAAUCGAUUUAAUUUUUUUUUAAUUGUAAUUUAUAUUCAUGUGUGUUAUCAUCGCAUGAACUAUUUAUAAGCGUUUAAGGUAAUUAAUGUUAUUAAUUCGAUUUUUAUUUUUUUUUCAAAAUUGAUCAAGUUAUAAUUGUUCAAAUUUAAUGAUAAUGUUUAUAUAUAGAAGUAAUGUUAUCAUUUUAAUUUGUUUUAUAGUAUAAUAAGUACAAUACAAUUUAAAAUACGACAAUUAUUUUUAAAAAAAGUGCCUAUAUACACUAAUAAAUAAA